AUGAUGCCAGAGAAAUAUCAUGAAGUUAUGUCUAGUCCAUGCUGUGCCGAGGGAACGUUGUCAGAGAAUUACCAUGAUGUUAUGACUCGUCCAUGUUGUGCCGAGGGGAAUUACCAUGAAGUUAUGGCUAGUCCAUGCUGUGCCGAGGGGACGAUGUCAGAGAAUUACCAUGCAGUUAUGUCUAGUCCAUGCUGUGCCGAGGGGACGAUGCCAGAGAAUUACCAUGAAGUUAUGGCUAGUCCAUGCUGUACCGAGGGGACGAUGUCAGAGAAUGACCAUGAAGUUAUGACUAGUCCAUGCUGUGCCGAGGAGACUUUUCCAGAGAAUUACCAUGGAGUUAUGACUAGUCCAUGCUGUGCCGAGGCGACGUUGCCAGAGAAUUACCAUGAAGCUAUGUCUAGUCCAUGCUGUGCCGAAGGGACGACGCCAGAGAAUAACCAUGACGUUAUGACUAGUCCAUGCUGUGCCGAGGCGACGAUGCCAUAG
Mya arenaria is the source of this 486-nucleotide messenger RNA. RefSeq names its product keratin-associated protein 5-5-like. The transcript has a single exon. The coding region runs from base 1 to 486 and encodes 161 amino acids. The record is from RefSeq and is a predicted model, not a curated record. Lineage: Eukaryota; Metazoa; Mollusca; Bivalvia; Myida; Myidae.